Hermetia illucens (black soldier fly) is the source of this 3818-nucleotide messenger RNA. RefSeq names its product paired box protein Pax-2-A (gene sv). Lineage: Eukaryota; Metazoa; Arthropoda; Insecta; Diptera; Stratiomyidae. The record is from RefSeq and is a predicted model, not a curated record. Gene Ontology annotation, molecular function: RNA polymerase II cis-regulatory region sequence-specific DNA binding; DNA-binding transcription factor activity, RNA polymerase II-specific. Bases 771 to 2738 code for a protein of 655 amino acids. Gene Ontology annotation, biological process: anatomical structure development; regulation of transcription by RNA polymerase II. The transcript is spliced from 11 exons.
UUCGUACCCGCCCGUCCGUCCUAUUCGGAACGAUAGAGUAGCCACCCAACGAGCCCAGUCAACACAAUACGAGAUCCCGAACGGGCGAGCGAAGAAUGAAUAUUGUGCGAACGGGGCGGCGGUGUUUCAAAGACGGAUUUUCCAAAAGAAAUGGAAAUCUAAGCAGUUCGCGAUUUCUUCUCUAUGGUUUUGUGUGCGUAUCGUCCUAUUUUUCAUACUAAUUUUCGAAAAAAAAUUUCGGGAAAUUAUGACGAAUCGUGAAAUUUGUGCGGAUUCUUAUCUUUCCAUAUUAACAUAAACAUGAUUUUUACAUUGAAUCAUUCAAUGUAACAACAGGAAUUCUGGAUGAAAUAGGAUAUUUUCUAUUGUGUCAUUGCAAAGUGUGCAUAAGGUCAAAAAGUUUAAAUGUUUUUCGUGUCUUAUUUAUUGUGACUGUGUUUUAGCAACAUAAAUAAUGGUGGAAAUUCAGGAGCCUGAGAUUUUUCAAACCGUAUGGAACUUACCCUUUUACCCAAUUACAUUUACGAGUUCUAUAAAACUAAUAGAGAAUUAGAGUAAAUACAAAGCAAUUUAUAACAAAAAAAAUCAUACAAGAUACUAAUAAAUAUAAAAAUUUAAAAGAAGUUAUUAUAGUAAUGGGUUUAGUGCAAGAAGUGUGUAUGUGUAUUCAUAGAAUUUAAUCUUUUUUGUCGAAAAAUUUCUUUCAACGGUAAAUGUACAAGUAUCUAGUGAAUCUACCUGAUCGAUAACAAUUUGAUAGUUUGCCAAAAAUGGAUUUAUCUACUGCAUAUCGUUACAACCAAAACAUGAUGGAAUACUACACAUGUCAUGGUGGUGUUAAUCAAUUGGGUGGCGUUUUUGUAAACGGUCGACCAUUGCCCGACGUUGUACGGCAACAAAUCGUACAAUUAGCCCAUAACGGUGUUCGUCCAUGUGAUAUUUCUAGGCAGUUACGGGUCAGUCAUGGUUGUGUAUCAAAAAUUUUAUCAAGGUAUUAUGAGACUGGAAGCUUUAAGGCCGGUGUAAUAGGAGGCUCAAAACCAAAAGUGGCAACACCCCCUGUAGUCGAUGCAAUAGCCAAUUACAAACGGGAGAAUCCCACAAUGUUUGCUUGGGAAAUUCGUGAUAGGCUUCUAGCUGAAGGUAUCUGCUCCCAGGAUAAUGUACCUAGCGUUUCAUCAAUCAAUCGAAUUGUAAGAAAUAAAGCUGCCGAAAAGGCAAAGCAUGUACAUCAUCAACAACAGCAGCAAAACUCAUCAGCUACUAGUAGCGCUAGUGAUGUAGGAGGAAGAAAUAAUAAUGCCGGGCCCAGCAGUAACAGUGGAAGCGGAGUUAUAGCACACGCUUCAACUGUAGGGCAGCAGCAGCAAGCUCAGCAACAAAAUCCUCAACAGCAGAAUCAGUUGACAUCAGCCAGUGGAUCAAAUCCUAGCGGAGCAGUUGGUUCUGGUAGUGGUGGAGGGGCAGGAAAUAGCGAUGGUGGCGGAGGAAAUGCAGUACCUGGGGAACAUCGAACUGCCGGUUAUAGUAUAAAUGGUAUAUUAGGCAUACAACACACCGACCCUAAUGGGAAUAGCAUCAAAAGAAAACGAAUUGAGGAUCAUGAUGAAAACCGCGACAUCAACAUUCAUCCUGAUACUGAAAUCAAACGACAACGUAUACAUUAUAGCGGUGAUCAACUUUAUUCAAACCUGUGGUCUGGAAAAUGGUGCAUAAAAGACGAACAUAAAUUACUUUCUGAACUUGGCACUGUAACAUCAAAUGGCGGAGCUCCUUAUUAUGACGGUCAUAAUGGUUUUCCAUCCUCUACUGGUACUGAGUCGAUUUUAUAUGACAGCAUAACAACUAUAUCACAAACUCAAAAUUCACUGUAUACGCAACCAAUAGGAACAUCGAUUGGAGGUUCGCUUACUCCUUUAGCCCCGAUAAGUAUGCAAGAAAUCAAACUUGGAACGGGAAUCUUAGAUCAAUCAUUAUCACCAUAUCAUACAACAGAAAAUGGUCAUACAUAUGGGAGUCUAACUAAUCUAGGAACGGUAGUUAGCCCUCACGAUGAAUCAGGAUCGUCACCAGGACUACCCAUUACUCUCGUGAGCGAUGCAAUUCCACAACAGCAAUCCCAACAACAAACAACGAACUCUACCACAACUGCUACUCCAAAUUCGAGCAAUGAAUGCCCAACGACAGUGACAUCACAACAUCAACAGCACGACAAUGUUACAAUAUCAAUAGCCGUGGCGAGCUCACAGCAGCAGCAACCACAUAGUCAUACAUCGAAUCAUAGUAGUAAUUUAAAUAUAAAUAGCAGCAGUAAUAACACUGCAUCCAACAGUACCAACAAUCCGAGCACUAGCAGUGCAACUAACCUAUCACCUGCUGAUCAGUCAUCGUUAAUUGUACUACAACCAAGCGGUGGUCCAAGUGGUUAUUCAUCUAUGUUACCAAGUUUCAGUCAUUACUCAGCAGGAAACGGAUCAGUUGUCCCAGGAUCUGAUUAUGCAUACAGUCCAGCAUAUUCCCAAUAUGGAGGAGCAUACGGGUCAUACGGAUAUUGUGCAACUAGUGGACUCCUCAAUUCAACCUAUUACUACGAUGGCGGACAAAAUCAAACGACCACUAUCAGUCAGGAUAUUCGGUCACCGCUAGCUGCAACUAGAGCAAAUUCUUUAGCUAGCGCUUCUUCGCCGACGGGCAGUGCAUGUACAAAAACGGAAGCAUCAGACAUUUUUUUAGUUUAGUAUUUAAAGAGCAAAUUUAUUAAUAGGACCUAUAUAAGUGAAUAGAACUAUCUAUCAUUUACGCUGUUGUAAGCGCACCUCUUUCAAGCAAUUACUAUGGUUAACUAAAAUCCAUUAUGUCACUUCCUUAUCGAGGAAGCGCGCAAAUUGUAAAGCAAACAACAGUAUGUGACAUGAUUGUACAUAUAAUUCAUUCUCUCUUUAAUUAAAUGUCGUAAAAAGAAAUAAUUAAAAUAAUCCAAAAGUAAAAUAUAUAUGUACGAAGUCACUACUUCAUUUAUAAAAACACCUACUAAAAUAUAUGCAUAAAUAUUAAAGAAUAUUUACCAAGGAGUUUAGUAUAUUUCUAAAAAGAACGAAAUCUAGAAAAAGAACAAAAAUGUUUUAAUGCAUAUAUGGCUCUUUAGAUUUUCAAUUAUUUGCUGACAUUAUGCAAAAAAAAUUACAUUUUUGUAGAGUACACAUCGAUCAGAAUAUAAGACGUAAGAAAAUCAACCACAAAUGAUGUAAGUUACAAGUUGUAAUUUUAAGUUUUACCAUUAUGUGCACAAAAUCAUAAGCACUACAUUAAAUUUCAUGCCUUCUCUUGAUUAUUUAUUGUUUUAUAAUUACGCACACAUUGCACGAAAUUUUAAAAGAAAAAGAACAAAGCAGAAUGAGAUAUAAAUCUUAAUUCCAAAUUAUUUUUACCUCUAGUGUAAAAACAAAACCCGAACUUUUAUAUCAAAUCAAAUGAAAAUGUAUUUGUGCUCAAUCCUGUAUUGUAAAAUAUUACCAACUUCAUAGAAAAAAGGAAACCGAAGAAUGGAAUGGCGUUUUUGCAGAAACUAAAAAUUAUAUAUUAUAGCUGGAAAAAAAUCGGUCAAAAUCAUAGUGUCAAAAAAAGGAAAAAAUUGAGAUAAAUUCUCUAAGUAGAGAGCAAGCAAAGCCACCAAAUUGAAUAUAGAUUUAAAAAAAUUAUACCUUCAAUUCAUAGUAAUUAUUAUAAAAUCAAUGUUUUCACCCAUAUGAAAUUAUGUCGUCCGAAAAGAAAAGAAGAAUGAAAGCGAGAAUUACAAAUUCAAUAAAAAAAUGGAAAAA